This is a messenger RNA of Papilio xuthus (Asian swallowtail), 944 nucleotides long. RefSeq lists its product as uncharacterized. Bases 501 to 944 code for a protein of 147 amino acids. The record is from RefSeq and is a predicted model, not a curated record. Lineage: Eukaryota; Metazoa; Arthropoda; Insecta; Lepidoptera; Papilionidae. The transcript has 3 exons.
UCAACGGAACCCGUCAAUUUGACGGGUUAGCUGAUUGCGUCAACAAUCCUUAUAUAUUUGCUUCGCUUGUAAAAUUAUACCUCCAAUAGCAAAUAUAAGACUGAAAUAAAGGUCUAAGACCCCCCAACUCAUAAUCUCAAUAGCGCCUCGAUAACGAAUUGUGUAGCCCGGGUGUCAAAUCCUCGCGUUAUUCGAAACUCAAAGCGUGCAGCAGACUAAAUGUCGUAUCGAAAAGAUAUUCAGUGGUGCAAACAUAAACAACACACACAAAGAACUUUCACAGCCUGCGGUAGCCGACGUUAGGCUGCGAUAUGAAUCUGCGAUAAUCCCUGCUGUCUUCAGUAUAGUCGCUGCAGUGACCGUGGUAAGAACAUUUUUUGAAGACAGUGUGCAAAAGUUUUGGUUAUUGUAGUCACCCGCUUAUUGUAAGUUUUUAUAAUAGGGUAAUUGAAUUUUGCACGGUAUUUUUUACUUUCACCGAUCACCCUUUUCUAGCAAUCAUGAGUAGAAACACGCGAUAUAAUAAGAAAUUGACAACAAUUACCAACAUCAAUGAGGAUUGUUCUGAGGUGUCCUACGAAGAAGAUCAAUAUGAAUUAGGUGAAAGUGAUGAUUACAGUAAAGAUUCUGAAUCCACCGAAACUGCAGAAAUGGAAGGAUCUUCGGAUAGUGAAGAGGAAAACCUCUUCAAUAUACGUCGUAACAAGAAAAGGAGGCGGAUUAUUUCUAGUUCUGACACCGAGGAUGAGAGGACGAGUAUUAGGAGAACGUUCGUCACAGUUCAGACGUUUCAGAUCGGCCACCUUCAACAUCGGGAGUGCGAAAAAGUUGCCAAGUGGGCUACUGUAAUAAAAAUAGAAGCAGUAAUUGCUGUAUGUAUUGUAAAAAUAUCGUAUGCGGGAAAUGCACAAAAGAAAUUCAAUACCGUGCAGCGAGACAGUUGA